This is a messenger RNA of Acanthosepion pharaonis, 1176 nucleotides long. Lineage: Eukaryota; Metazoa; Mollusca; Cephalopoda; Sepiida; Sepiidae. The record is from the annotation of a GenBank genome assembly.
AUGAAUUGUUCGUUACUCACUCUCUAUAUAAUGAAUUGUUCGUUACUCACUCUAUAUACGGAAUUGUUCGUUACUCACUCUCUAUAUGAUGAAUUGUUCAUUAAUUGUUCUCUAUAUAAUGAAUUGUUCGUUACUCACUCUCUAUAUACGGAAUUGUUCGUUACUCACUCUCUAUAUGAUGAAUUGUUCAUUAAUUGUUCUCUAUAUAAUGAAUUGUUCGUUACUCACUCCCUAUAUACGGAAUUCUUCGUUACUCACUCUCUAUAUGAUGAAUUGUUCAUUAAUUGUUCUCUAUAUAAUGAAUUGUUCGUUACUCACUCUCUAUAUACGGAAUUCUUCGUUACUGACUCUCUAUAUGCUGAACUGUUCGUUACUCGUUCUCUAUAUACUGAAUUGUUCGUUACUCACUCUCUAUAUGAUGAAUUGUUCGUUACUCACUCUCUAUAUGCUGAAUUGUUCGUAACUCGUUCUCUAUAUACUGAAUUGUUCGUUACUCACUCUCUAUAUACGGAAUUGUUCGUUACUCACUCUCUAUAUGAUGAAUUGUUCGUUACUCACUCUCUAUAUACUGAAUUAUUCGUUACUCACUCUAUAUAUGAUGAAUUGUUCGUUACUCGUUCUCUAUCUACUGAAUUGUUCCUUACUCACUCUAUAUAUGAUGAAUUGUUCGUUACUCGUUCUCUAUAUACUGAAUUGUUCGUUACUCACUCUAUAUAUGAUGAAGUGUUCGUUACUCGUUCUCUAUAUACUGAAUUGUUCGUUACUCAUUUUCUAUAUACUAAAUUGUUCGGUAGGCAUUCUAUAUAUAAUGAAUUGUCUGUUACUAGUUCAAUCUAUACCGAAUUCUGCGUUAUUUAUUCUCGAUAUUGUUUGUUACUCGUUCUCUAUAUGUGGAAUUAUUUGCUACUCAUUCUCAAGAAUGUAUUUGUCGCCUCCUAUAUCAUGACCCUAUGCUACAACCGCCUUAAUCAAUAUUUAUAUUUCUUUCUUUUUAAAUUAUUCCCUCCUUCUUUCCUUUUUUCUCUUUCCCUCUCUACCUCCCUUAAUUCUUAUUUCUUUAACUUUUCUUUUCACCUUUCAAUCUUCUUUAUUUUUCCAAAAUAUGGCGUCGAUGACAAACCGUUUGUGAAAAAGCACCCUUUUUUCUUUAUUGGCUUUUCAGACGACCCAAAAUAA